GGACCUAUUGACGGUCCUUUAAGGAGCGUGAAGCAGUAGCGGUCGUCACUUCCUGUCAGAGCGCCAUACCAGGAAGUGACGUCAGGGCCGAGGUCCCGUCAUGGAUAGAACUACUUAAAUAGUAGGAUGGGUGACACAGUGGAUGAAAAGGACAGCUUCUACUCCAAUGCAGAGAAGUACUGGCGGGAUAUUACCCCAACUGUGGAUGGUAUGCUGGGAGGCUAUGGCAGCAUCUCAAACAUUGACCUCAAUGGAUCCAAGGCAUUCCUGCAGAAAUUUAUUGGUGAAGGUGAAGGGAAAGCUGGCUCAAGCUGUGCCCUGGACUGCGGAGCAGGUAUAGGACGCAUUACCAAACGAUUGUUAUUGCCACUCUUCCGCACUGUGGACCUGGUUGAUGUGACCCAGGAAUUUCUGGACAAAGCCAAAACCUUCCUAGCUGAAGACGGCAAACGUGUAGCCAAGUAUUUUUGCUGUGGCUUGCAGGACUUUGUGCCAGAGGAAGGACGCUAUGAUGUCAUCUGGAUUCAAUGGGUAAUUGGCCACCUGACAGAUGAGCACCUGGUGGAAUUCCUUCGACGUUGCCAAAGUGGUCUACGGCCCAAUGGUCUAAUUGUUGUCAAAGACAAUGUGUCAUUUGAGGGUGUGGUGCCAGAUGUCGUGGACAGCAGUGUGUGCAGAGACAUGGCCAUAUUGCGCAACCUGGUACGUCAGGCAGGCUUGCGAAUCAUCCAUGAAGAGCAACAAAUGAAUUUCCCAAAGGAGAUCUACAAUGUCCACACACUGGCCCUCAGAUAGAUAAAAAGGAAAAAAAAAAUGGAUGAAGUGAGUGGACGGAAUAUAGAGUUGGGCUGACCCCCCGGCUCCACUGCCGGCAUUGUGUUUCGUUGCUAUCAGUGUUGCGUUCAUUGCACCACGCUACAUGCUCCACAGGGUUAAGUCGAGUGUUUUUCCAAUUGAUAAAUUAUUUUCAUUGACGACAAGUCUAGGUCUAUACCGGAGAGUUUGCAUGUUCUCUCCAGUCAGUAUGCUGUUUGUGUGUACUCUGCAUGAGCUCAUGGGGUUAUCGCUCAACUAGGCAUCUUUCUAUGUGGAGUAGAAAUGUUCUCCCCAAGCUCACAUGGGUUUCCUCCAAUAUCAAAAAGAACCCCAAUAAAAACGUGCAGAGCACUCUCCUGU
Lampris incognitus (smalleye Pacific opah) is the source of this 1176-nucleotide messenger RNA. RefSeq names its product N-terminal Xaa-Pro-Lys N-methyltransferase 1 (gene ntmt1). The transcript has 4 exons. Gene Ontology annotation, cellular component: cytoplasm. NCBI's taxonomy places the organism in Eukaryota, Metazoa, Chordata, Actinopteri, Lampriformes, Lampridae. The record is from RefSeq and is a predicted model, not a curated record. The coding region runs from base 127 to 795 and encodes 222 amino acids. Gene Ontology annotation, biological process: N-terminal protein amino acid methylation. Gene Ontology annotation, molecular function: N-terminal protein N-methyltransferase activity.